Molecule: messenger RNA, 699 nt
Organism: Funneliformis geosporum
Lineage: Eukaryota; Fungi; Glomeromycota; Glomeromycetes; Glomerales; Glomeraceae
Source: the annotation of a GenBank genome assembly
AUGUCAAAGGGACUUCAUGAAUUUGGAGAAAGGGUAUUAAUAACAAGUCGUACAUUACAAAAUUUUUAUAGCAAGGGCUCAUCUAUAUAUCAAUCGUGUAAGGAAUUUUCUACGCCCAUUUUUUCAAGAAAUAUGGAUAAUAAUAAUGAAUAUACUUCUGAUACUGACGCUCAAGAUGAUGAAAUUUCAUCUAAUACAGCUAGAAGAAAAACUAUACAGAAGCCUGUAGCGAAAUCAAAUGUGAAAAGAAUCAGAGUAAAUUUUACCAAUAAUAAUUCUAAAACCAAAAAGUCAAGUUAUGUUUGGGAAUAUUUUCAAAUUGAAAAUGGACGCGAUGUUUGUAAGAUAAUUAUAUUUCUAAAAGGUGAAGAAGUUGAAUGCAAAAGAAAUUAUAAGCAUGAUGGUGGAACUGGUAACAUGAAACAACAUCUUCAAACAAAACAUGGAAUUUCAUCACCAGAUGAUCUUCAAUUGAAUUCUAAUGAAAAAAUUCAAACACAUAUCGAUAAAAUGAUUAGAAAAGUAACUCCACAUCGUGCACCUAAACAAGCAGAAUUAAAACAAGUUACAGCUGAAUGGUUAGUUACAGAUUCCUUACCAUUUAAUGUUGUUCAUAGAAAAGAUAUAAUGCAUUUAUUUUGCCAAAUAAUAAAGAUAUUAAAAAAGAUCUUGCAAUUGCUUAUCAAAAAGGCAUUUUAG